This is a messenger RNA of Cuscuta campestris, 1472 nucleotides long. The record is from the annotation of a GenBank genome assembly. Lineage: Eukaryota; Viridiplantae; Streptophyta; Magnoliopsida; Solanales; Convolvulaceae.
UGAUAUAGAAGAAGUUUCCCACUUCACUCCAAGCUUUCACCACCAUGAAGUUGAAGAUUCUCUCCAUUUAUGCACAAGCUCAAUUUAUAAUGGAAUGACACAAAGCAAUGUCUCCCUUGUCUCUCCUAAUACCUUGCAUCACUUUGGUGAAAUCAACACCAGCAUUGGGUCAUCGGAAACGGCAGUGGUGGCGGAGGGAGGGAGGUUUCCGGUGCAGGGUGGCGGUGCAGCGGUGGUGGACGGUGGAUUGGGAAACGUGAAUAAUUUUGAGAACUGGGGAGAUUCUGCCACGGCGGAGCACAGCCACCAGACUGACACUUCAACUGAUGUUGACACUGAUGAGAAAGUUCAGAGUUUCUGCAUCCCACAUGGUGCUGCUGUUAUGGGUUUGGAUUCAAUUGAGAAAUCCAAAGGAAGACUUCUUGGAGAGCAAAAGUCACUUCGUCGACAAGCUCAGAACAGAGAAGCUGCUCGUAAAAGCCGGUUGAGGAAGAAGGCAUAUGUCCAAGAACUGGAGAAUGGUAGGCUAAGGCUUGCGAAACUCGAGCACGAACUGAAUCAAGCUCGCCAACAGGGAACACUAGCACCCGCAACCGGUUCGGUUGGAGAUAAGAGCCACUCUUCCGUUGGAAAUGGAGCUUUGGCGUUUGACAUGGAAUACGGGACCUGGCUCGACGAGCACCAACGACUCGUCGCCGACUUGAGGUUGGCGGUGAAUUCUUUCUUUGGAGACAACGAGCUUCGCCAUGUCGUCGAUGGUGUGAUGUCACACUACGACAAAUUGUUUCGGAUAAAGCGAAUUGGCGCGAAGUCGGAUGUUUUCCACGUGCUCUCGGGAAUGUGGAAGACUCCCGCCGAGAGAUGCUUUAUGUGGCUAGGCGGGUUUCGUUCCUCCGAGAUUCUCAGGAUACUGGGGAGCCAUUUGGAGCCAUUGACAGAGCAACAGCUGGUGGGUUUGUGCAAGUUGCAGCAGUCUUCGCAGCAGGCGGAGGAGGCGCUGUCGCAGGGAAUGGAGGCGCUGCAGCAGCUGCUGGUGGAGACGCUGUCGUCCGCCUCUCUCGGCGACUACAUGGACCAAAUGGCCGCCGCAAUGGGGAAGCUCGCCACCGUCGAAAACUUCCUCUAUCAGGCGGAUCUACUGCGGCAGCAAACGUUGCACCAACUGCACCGAAUCUUGACGACGCGGCAAGCGGCUCGGGCGCUCCUCGCCAUGAGCGACUACAUGGCGAGGCUUCGUGCUCUAAGUUCUUUGUGGUUAGCUCGUCCCACAAAUUAAUUAAACUGAUCAUCGUCAUCAUCGUUAUAUUGGUUAAUUAUGAGACAAACUUUGGUUAUAAAUUAAUGACUAAUUAAUUGACCAAGCACUAGCUAGAUUAUCCUAGUUAAAUUUUCAUUUCAAUUAUGCAUACUAGGAAUCUCAUCUGAACACUAUGAGUUUUGAAUGGAGAACUUAAUAUAAUGUAUGUAUGAUG